Sesamum indicum (sesame) is the source of this 417-nucleotide messenger RNA. RefSeq lists its product as uncharacterized. The record is from RefSeq and is a predicted model, not a curated record. NCBI's taxonomy places the organism in Eukaryota, Viridiplantae, Streptophyta, Magnoliopsida, Lamiales, Pedaliaceae.
AUGGAAAUGAGCAUCCCAUUCAGUGCAAGUCUGAGGAGGCAGUGGAGAAGAAGAGGUUACAACAGAUUGUCACCUACAAACAGAAGAAACCUCAAAGUAGCCAGGCUCGGAGCCGGCAGGAAUCGCUCAUGGCGCCUCAGGCUCGCUCCGAAGCUGCGCCUCAUCAGGCUGGCUGCUUCGCCCUUCAAACUCUGGUACAAACUCAAAAACGCUUACAUCAACAUGAUGCUGAGGUUCGCCGCCAGCGCCGGCUACUCCAACACCUCCAGUGUGUUCGGCGCGAAGAGGAUCCCGAAAGCUCGCGGCGCGCCCAUGGCCUAUUCGAGGACUGAGUUUGAGAACAGGCUGGUUUUUGAGAUAUACAAGUCCGUGGUGGCUUCUCUCGAGCUGGGUUACAGCAGCCAACACUUGUCAUGA